AUGGCAUGUUCAAAAAUAUUUUCAGAAGGAGGAUUAUCCGAAUUAUUGAGCGAUAUUAUGCAAUAUUUUCGGAAUGAUUUUUCAACAUUACACUCUUGUAUCUUAGUCAAUAGAUUAUGGUGUCAUUUAGCAAUUCCAUUAUUAUGGGAAAAUCCAUUUUCAAUUGUAUCACGUACAAAUUAUAAUAACAUUAAAUAUCAUAAAAUUCGUUUUAUUGAAACUUAUUUGAUUAAUUUAAAUGAUAAUGAUAAAAUAAAAUUAAAUGAAUUUUAUACACUUAUAAUUAGUGAUUGUAUUGAAAAAUGGGUUGCAGCUGCUGUUAAUACACAUAAUUCAGAUUUCGUAAAAUUCAUUCAUAAAUCAUUAAUUAAAAUAUUUAUUGAAAAUAAAGCAAAAUUAUAUAUUUUUAAUGGUAUAUAUCAUAAUAAAUAUUUUGAUGAAUCAAUUUUACAAAGUUCACAUUUCAUUUAUAAUAUCAAAAUUCUUUAUCUUAAAAUUAAUAUUCCUUUAUUAAAAUUUUUAAGUUCUAAUUGUGAAUCAAUUACAUCACUUUACAUUUUAAGUUUUGUUAAACAUAAUACAACUAUUGAAUAUCAUUUAUCACAAUUAAUUAAAUCACAACAAAAUCUUAAAAAAAUUUGCUUUAUUCAAGAAUUUCCUCCAAUAUUAUUAAAUUCUAAUAAUCGUUUAAACACUUUAAACACAAUUAUAUUUCGUAAUAUUGAUUUUAAAAAUAUACAUAUUUUAAAUGAAGUAUUUGAACAAUUAAAUGUUUUAGAAUCUAUUCAUAUUAUUAAUUGUUAUUCUUUAGAUUCUAAUUUUAUUCAACAAAUAAUUAAUUUAACUAAACCAUUUAAAUUAAAAUCUUUAUUUAUAAAUAGAAUAUUUGAGUCAAUAGAAUUGUUAUUACAAAAAUCUGGAGAUUAUUUAGAAAAUUUUGGUUUAUCAUUUGAACUUACAUAUUGUGAAGAUUCACAGCACCUUGAAUUAAUUAAAUUAAUUACAAAUUAUUGUACUAAAAUUAAAUUCCUUGAAUUAACUGGAUUUAAUGAUAAUAAUCAGAUUAUUUAUUCAACAUUCAACUUAAUUGAAACCAUUAAACAAAACCUUAAUUAUCUUACUAUUGAUAUAAAUUACGAUUAUACGUUUGGUUUAAACAAUAGAUAUACUGAACUUAGCUCAAUUGUAUUGCAAAAUUUAGGUCAAAUUCUUCCUUUUAAAUUAGAAUAUUUAGAUUUGAUUCUUACUAUGAAUACAAAUGAUCUUGAAAUAUUUUUGAUAAAUUCUCAAAAUACUUUUAUCAAGAAAUUAUUAUUUUUUAAUAUAACAAAUGGAACAAGAAAAAAAGUUGGACAAGACAAUAUCUUAUAUAAUAUAGAAGAUUAUAUCAUGGAUAUGAAAAGAGUUAAAUACUUUGCUUUUCUAAAUCAAUUCACUGAUGAAGAAGAAAAAGAAGAAUUGUUUUAUAUGAUUGAUAAAGUAGAGGAAUUUAAGUUAAAUAAUAUAGUAGUCCAAAAUUAUAAUGAUUUGAAAAUUGAAUUUUUCGAUUUGUUAAAAGAAUAG
Molecule: messenger RNA, 1563 nt
Organism: Rhizophagus irregularis DAOM 181602=DAOM 197198
Lineage: Eukaryota; Fungi; Glomeromycota; Glomeromycetes; Glomerales; Glomeraceae
Source: RefSeq, a predicted model, not a curated record